AUGGAGCGACGAGAAGAUGAGCAACAAAAGCGUGACGAUUCCAGAUUCAAUCAGACUCUCAAGAACGUCCAAGGGUUUCUUAAAGGAAGGAGUAUUCCUGGUAAGGUUUUGUUAACUAGGAGACCWGAUCCUCCUCAAGACCCCAUCUCUCCGACAUAUCACCGGAGCUUGUCUGAGAAUGACGCCGGAAGAAACGAGCGUUUGGUGAAUCCCAUUGAGGUGGAAGAUCACAAUUCAAGUAAGAAACAUGAUAAUACAUAUGCUGGUAAGCUACGAUCAAAUUCUAGCGGUGAAAGGUUUGUGAAAGAAGUCCAAAACUUGAAGAUUGGUGUUAGAUCAAGUGACUCUGCAAGAGUUAUGAAGUUCAACAAAGUGCUUUCAGAAACCACUGUCAUUUUAGAGAAACUGCGCGAACUAGCGUGGAAUGGUGUGCCACACUAUAUGCGGCCCGAUGUCUGGCGGCUUCUCUUGGGAUAUGCACCACCUAAUUCAGAUAGAAGGGAGGCUGUUCUGAGAAGAAAACGUCUUGAAUAUCUUGAAUCUGUUGGCCAAUUUUAUGACCUUCCAGAAUCCGAACGUUCUAAUGAUGAGAUCAAUAUGCUUCGCCAGAUUGCUGUUGACUGUCCAAGGACUGUACCAGAUGUCAGUUUCUUUCAGCAAGCACAGGUGCAGAAAUCAUUGGAGCGUAUUCUUUACACGUGGGCCAUUAGGCAUCCAGCAAGUGGAUAUGUUCAGGGAAUAAAUGACCUGGUCACUCCCUUUCUAGUUAUUUUCUUGUCAGAAUAUCUAGAUGGCGGUGUAGACAGUUGGUCAAUGUCCGAUCUAUCUGCUGAAAAGGUAUCGGAUGUAGAAGCUGAUUGCUACUGGUGCUUAACAAAGCUACUUGAUGGUAUGCAAGAUCAUUACACCUUUGCUCAACCUGGAAUCCAGAGACUUGUGUUUAAGCUGAAGGAGUUGGUCAGGCGUAUUGAUGAACCUGUUUCAAGACACAUGGAGGAACAAGGACUGGAGUUUCUUCAGUUUGCAUUCCGGUGGUAUAACUGUCUUCUGAUACGUGAGAUCCCUUUCAGUCUCAUCAAUCGCCUAUGGGACACUUACCUUGCUGAAGGAGAUGCAUUGCCAGAUUUCCUGGUCUAUAUAUAUGCUAGCUUUCUCUUGACGUGGUCAGACGAGCUGAAGAAACUGGACUUUCAAGAGAUGGUAAUGUUCCUGCAACAUCUUCCGACGCAUAACUGGACAGACCAAGAGCUCGAAAUGGUUUUGUCAAGAGCUUACAUGUGGCACAGUAUGUUCAACAAUUCCCCAAACCAUUUGGCUAGCUGA
Messenger RNA from Arabis nemorensis, 1323 nucleotides. NCBI's taxonomy places the organism in Eukaryota, Viridiplantae, Streptophyta, Magnoliopsida, Brassicales, Brassicaceae. The record is from the annotation of a GenBank genome assembly.